GGGGAGUUCCAAUUUCUAUGUAGCCAUGUGUUUAUCAGGUGCAAAUUAACAAAGCGGCUCACUGGCUUGAAAUACAGUCAUGUCAUCUGAUUCAGAAUCAGACGUAGAGAGUGAGUACCAUGAUGCAGAUAAGCAUCUCUCAUUGGAUGAGUUGAAGUCAUUAAGAGUGGCAGAACUGAAGGAAUGGUUAUCACAAAGAGGACUGAAGAGGUCUGGAAACAAAGAUGUUCUUAUAAACAGAGUCUACAGGGCAAUGAGUAAUGGUAUAGACUCGGAUGAAGCUAGCGAUACCAAUGAUUUUCCUUCAAAGAGUGAUGAAUCUAUUGUUCCAGUGCAAACAUUGUCCAAAGACUGGAAAUCUAUUGAAAGUGAAGACAUUCCUGAUAUUUCAAUCAAAGAUAUUGAUGCCUACUUUUUAUACCAUAAAAAUCCAACCGGAGGAACAACAAAUUUUGAACGUCAAAUGAAGAAGGCAAAGAAAUUGAGUAAUGAAGGAUUCGUCAAGGACAUUGAAUUUAAUGAAGUAAACAAAGAAUGUAAAUAUUGUUAUAUUAGAUGCAACUGUAUGCCUUCAAUGAGACAAAAUGUUAUUAUUGGAAACUUUGGUAAAACUGCAAAUUUUUAUUCAUUACAUAUUUGUACUGUGAAAACAUCAGGGCAUAUUCUUCAGGCUGAGUGUAAUUGUAAAGCAGGAGCAGCAGGACUUUGUGCGCAUAUUGGUGCCUUAUUGCACACAUUAGUAAAAACUAAAAGGGCAUGCACAAGUAAUGAAUGCAGAUGGGAUCGGCCCAGACCGCUGUUGAGGAAACCUAGUCCAAAGCGAGUAUGUGAUAUCAGCUUUUAUAAAACUGAUAAAGAAAACCCGGUGGAAAAAGUGAAGCCUUAUCCUGGUGUUUACCAAGCUGGACCAUGCCAAGAUGACAGUGAAAUCUUUUUAAACCGAGAUUUUAAAUGGUUUGAAAGAUCUAUAUCCCCAAAGUGUGAUUUAUCAAACUCUUACUGCAAAACCAGCAGAUAUAAGUUCUUUUCUAAAUCUUUUCAUUCCAAAUUUCAUGUACGCAGAUCAUGUGGACUUAAAUUCCAAGAACUGUAUAGAUACUUUUAAUAAUUUUCUUUCAAAUUUAAUGGUUACUGAUGAAGUAAGUUUGAAUUUGGAAAAAGGAACAAGGGGUCAACAUAUCAACCAAAACUGGAGAGAGGCAAGAAGUUGUCUCGUUACAGCCUCAGUUAUGGGUGAGGUUGUGAAACGUUUAACUACCAGGCCUGACAAUCUUGUUAAAAAAAUCCGAGGGUAUGUAAGCAUUCCAGAUACUGUAAAAAGCUUAAAGUAUGGUCGUAAAUAUGAACCUGUGGCUGUGGAACAUUAUGUUCAGAAUCAUAUGGAAAAGUGCAAGAAAGUUCAGAUUGAAUCAAGAGGUCUGCUUGUUAAUCCAAAAUAUCCUUAUAUAGGUGCAAGUAUUGAUGGCCUUGUCAUUUGUAAUGAUUGUGGGACUGGGUUACUUGAAGUUAAAUGUCCAUACGGGUCGUUAAAAAGUGAAAAUCCAUGGAGGCAUAUGAAACCUACAGAAUGUGGCAAGGAUGAAAAAUUUUUUUGUACAGAAAGCAAUGAAAAACUGUUUCUGAAAGAAAAACAUAAUUACAUGUAUCAAAUACAAGGACAAUUAGCUAUUUAUGAACUUGAAUGGGUUGACUUUGUUGUAUGGACAAAGAGAGGAAUUAGUGUUCAAAGAAUAACUUUUUCACCUGAAAUUUGGAAAUAUAUGUUACCAAAAUUGAAAGCAUUCUAUCUUAG
This is a messenger RNA of Saccostrea cuccullata (small rock oyster), 1792 nucleotides long. RefSeq lists its product as uncharacterized. The record is from RefSeq and is a predicted model, not a curated record. The coding region runs from base 80 to 1105 and encodes 341 amino acids. NCBI's taxonomy places the organism in Eukaryota, Metazoa, Mollusca, Bivalvia, Ostreida, Ostreidae. Gene Ontology annotation, molecular function: zinc ion binding. The transcript is spliced from 2 exons.